Peromyscus californicus insignis is the source of this 3325-nucleotide messenger RNA. RefSeq names its product relaxin family peptide receptor 2 (gene Rxfp2). The transcript is spliced from 18 exons. Gene Ontology annotation, biological process: G protein-coupled receptor signaling pathway. The record is from RefSeq and is a predicted model, not a curated record. Gene Ontology annotation, cellular component: membrane. The coding region runs from base 166 to 2358 and encodes 730 amino acids. NCBI's taxonomy places the organism in Eukaryota, Metazoa, Chordata, Mammalia, Rodentia, Cricetidae. Gene Ontology annotation, molecular function: G protein-coupled receptor activity; protein binding.
GCCAGGGAGGUUUCAGCUGAGCAUGCUCAGACACAUGGGAGGCACCAGACUCUAUCAGAACUCCUUCCAAGGAGCAAGGAGGACACGUCGAAGAACGCAGCUGCUGCAAGCCUACCGCUCUGUCCUCUGAUUCCGGCGGCGCCUCUCUCGCUCAGAUUGAUUGCUAUGUGGCUCCUACUUCAGAUCAUCGUUCUGACGGGGGUCAAAGACUUCGUAAUGGCUGAUGGCAGUAUGGUGGCUCCGCUGUGCCCAAAAGGGUAUUUUCCUUGUGGGAAUCUCACCAAGUGCUUGCCACGAGCCUUUCACUGUGAUGGCGUGGAUGAUUGUGGGAACGGUGCCGACGAGGACAGCUGUGGUGACACUAGUGGAUGGGCGACCAUAUUUGGCACAGUCCAUGGAAAUGUCAAUAAAGUGACAUUAACACAGGAGUGCUUUCUCAGCCAGUAUCCACAGCACUGUUCCUGUAGAGAAAACGAGCUGGAAUGCGUACAAGCUGACUUAAAAGUCGUGCCAAAGGUUUCCAGCAACGUGACAUUACUAUCUCUUAAGAAAAAUAAAAUCCACAGUCUUCCAGUCAAAGUUUUCAGCAAAUUCACAGAACUCAAAAAGAUAUACCUCCAGCACAACUGCAUCACACACAUAUCCAGGAAAGCAUUUUUUGGAUUGUAUAAUCUGCAGAUCCUAUACCUCAGCCAUAACUGCAUUACAGCUCUUAGGCCUGGGAUAUUCAAAGACUUGCAUCAGCUCACUUGGCUAAUUUUAGACGACAAUCCGAUCACCAGAGUCUCACCGAGGUCCUUUACUGGAUUAAACUCCUUGUUUUUCUUGUCCAUGGUGAGUAACCAACUAGAAGCCCUUCCUGAACGUCUGUGUGCCCAGAUGCCUCUACUUAACUGGAUGGAUCUGGCAAACAAUGAAAUAAAGUACCUAACGAACUCCACCUUCCUUACGUGCGACUCGCUCACGGUUCUGUUUCUGCCUAGAAAUCAAAUUGAGUUUGUUCCAGAGAAGACAUUUUCUUCCUUAAAAAAUUUAGGAGAACUGGACCUGUCUAGCAAUAUGAUAACAAAACUACCAGCUCACGUUUUCAGCAACCUGAAUCUUCUUCAGAAACUGAACCUGUCGUCCAACCCUCUUCUGUAUGUCCACAAGAACCAGUUCGGAAGUCUCAGACAACUUCAGUCUCUAGACCUGGAAAGGAUAGAGAUUCCAAACAUAAACACAGGCAUGUUCCAGCCCCUGAAGAACCUUUCUCACAUUUAUCUGAAAACCUUCCGAUACUGCUCCUAUGUACCCCAUGUCCGAAUCUGUAUGCCCUCGACUGACGGCAUUUCUUCAUCUGAGGACCUCUUGGCUAACAGUAUCCUCAGAGUGUCUGUCUGGGUUAUAGCUUUCAUUACCAGCGUGGGGAAUGUCCUUGUCAUUGCCGUGAGAUCUCUUAUUAAGGCUGAGAAUACCACUCACGCUAUGUCCAUCAAAAUCCUUUGUUGUGCCGACUGUCUGAUGGGGGUGUACCUGUUCUUCGUGGGCGUUUUUGACAUCAAGUACCGAGGGCAGUAUCAGAAGUACGCGCUGCUGUGGAAGGAGAGUGUACCCUGCCGCCUCCUGGGCUUCCUGGCCACGCUGUCCACGGAGGUCUCGGUGCUGCUGCUGACAUUCCUGACCCUGGAGAAGUUCCUGGUCAUCGUAUUCCCCUUCAGUAACCUGCGCCUGGGCAAGCGCCAGACUGCCGUGGCCCUCGCCAGCAUCUGGGGGGUGGGACUUCUCAUAGCAGCCGUUCCCUUCACCAGCGAGGAUUAUUUUGGCAACUUUUAUGGGAAAAAUGGAGUCUGCUUCCCACUUCAUUACGACCAAGCGGAAGAUUUUGGAAGUAGAGGGUACUCCCUUGGGAUUUUCCUAGGUGUGAACUUGCUGGCUUUCCUCAUCAUCGUGUCUUCCUAUGUUGCCAUGUUCUGCUCCAUUCAGAAAACAGCCCUCCAGACUUCAGAAGUGAGGAACCACAUUGGGAAGGAGGUGGCCGUGGCAAACCGCUUCUUCUUUAUCGUGUUCUCAGAUGCCAUCUGCUGGAUUCCAGUGUUUGUCGUUAAAAUCCUGUCUCUCCUUCAAGUGGAGGUACCAGGUACCAUCACUUCCUGGAUAGUGGUUUUCUUCCUUCCGGUGAACAGCGCCUUGAACCCCAUCCUCUACACUCUCACCACCUCCUUCUUUAAGGACAAGUUGAAACAGUUGCUGCACAAGUAUCGGAGGAAAUCGAUUUUCAAAGUUAAAAAGAAAAGUGUAUCUACCUCCAUCGUGUGGACCGAUGACUCCUCACCUAAACUUGGAGUGCUGAACAGAAUAGCCUUGGGGACAAUAUAAUGAAGCCAGGUUCCCCGUAGUGGUUUUGGAUCACGGGACUUUGAGGGUACUACCUAACACAAGGUACAGUUUGGGGAAGACAGCGUCUGAGACAGUUUCCAUCUCGGCCAGCAGCCACCCUUUCAGCACCUGUGGAAUGAAUGGCUGUUGACGCUGCAUUCUGGUGACGGGUCUGUGACCCGUCGACCAAGCUGAGAAUUGCACCCAAAGCCUCCCCUCUGCACCUGCCCAGGCCCAGCAUGCACAAGUGAAUCCAUGUAGGCUGACAUGUGGUGGCUCUCCGGGUAACCGUCACUGCUGUCUACCCACGAGCGCCCACAUGUAGACACUGCAGCGGCCUUCUCUUACACCGAGGGGCGCUGUCCGUAAGUAAGGACAUCCAUGACAUCUUACUCCCGUGCGGCCGUCGUGACGCAGAAUGAACAUCUUUUUCCUUGCCCCUGCGGUAGCAAAUGAACCGUCAACCUCUUGUCGAUGCUCCUGACAGCUUCCGCAGGCUGAUGGAAUAGCAGCUUCUCAUGUGGUUCUCCACACCAGUUUAUGACCAGCAGGAGGCAUGCUGUGGGAGCCUAAAACCAGCCACCACCUGACUUCUAUUAAGCUUCUGUUUAAGCCCAGAAAAGCUGAGAUCUUAGAUGCUUUAACUAAAGUUGCCCAGGGAGCAGAGAAAAACCAGGCACCCAACAGUUAUAAUUUCCAAGUACUUUAAGACAGUAUUUCUAUUACGGGUAAGUCCUCUUUUCAUUUAACGCAGAGACAAGGAGAGUUAAAAAGAAACUCAAGGAGACUGCGCUGACCUGGGACCAUUUGCUUAGUUACACAAACUCCCAUUUCCACACACAAAGGUCAGAAACUUUGGAUUUGUUUUUUUUGCAAGUGAAAACUGUUUAUGAGGACCGGGACAUUUUUAUACUGAAAGUUUAUAUAAGGGGGGAAGACUACUCUGAGUAAAUUUCUAUUUUGCGUU